GUAGCUGGAUUUACAAGGAACUGUGGAGUGUUAAUAAUUUCUUUACCUACACUAUAAAUAUUAUCUCUCAACAUAUGCCAGAAGCUGAAAAGGUGGCUAGAGCUGUAUCAUAACAGCACCCACAAAGAACUCUUUGCCAUGUCAGACUACCUUUGGUUUGAAGGGAUACCUUUCCCUUCAGUGAAUGAAGAAGAAAGAAUUGAAGAAAUUCGCAAUGUGUUUGUGAUCAGAGAUGAAGACACAGUCAUACUGACUUACCCUAAAUCAGGAACUAACUGGCUGAUUGAGAUUGUCUGCUUGAUUCAGAGCAAGGGGGAUCCCACUUGGAUCCAAUCUGUGCCUAUCUGGGAGCGCUCACUCUGGAUAGAGAGUAAAAGAGGAUAUCAAAAAUUAAUCAGUAAGGAAGGACCACGCCUCAUCAACUCGCACCUUCCCUUCCAUUUUUUCCCCAAGUCUUUCUUCAGUUCCAAGGCCAAGAUAAUCUAUGUCAUCAGAAAUCCCAGAGAUGUUCUUGUGUCUGGUUAUUUUUUCUGGAGUAAGACAACAUUGGUUAAGAUUCCAGAGUCAUUGACAACUUAUUUUGAAUGGUUCAUCAAAGGAAAUGUGGCAUUUGGAUCAUGGUUUGAGCACACCCGUGCCUGGCUAUCCAUGAGAAAAAGAGACAACUUCCUGCUAUUGAGCUAUGAAGACAUAAAAAAGGACACAAAGAGCACCAUAAAGAAGAUUUGUGACUUCCUAGGAAAAAAAUUAGAGCCAGAUGAGCUGGAUAUGGUCCUCAAGUACAGUUCCUUCCAAGCCAUGAAGGAAAAUAAAAUGUCCAAUUUGAGUCUCAUUAGAAAAGUUGUGGCUCCUAAUGGUUUGGUUCUCUUGAGAAAAGGCAUGACUGGGGACUGGAAGAAUUACUUUACAGUAGCCCAAGCUGAAGCCUUUGAUAAAGUAUUCCAGGAGAAAAUGGCCGGUUUCCCUCCAGGGCUGUUUCCAUGGGAAUAAAUUCUUAAAACCGAAUAUAUAUAUAUAUAUAUAUAUAUAUAUAUAUAUAUAUAUAUAUAUGGAGAUUGGGGUUUAUUUUCCUGUUCUUGUAUAUGUGAAUAACUGGAUGUUGUCACAGAAUAAAUCCUGAUACUGA
Molecule: messenger RNA, 1126 nt
Organism: Peromyscus leucopus (white-footed mouse)
Lineage: Eukaryota; Metazoa; Chordata; Mammalia; Rodentia; Cricetidae
Product: bile salt sulfotransferase 1-like
Exons: 6
Coding region: 139-990 (283 amino acids)
Biological process (GO): sulfation
Cellular component (GO): cytoplasm
Molecular function (GO): sulfotransferase activity
Source: RefSeq, a predicted model, not a curated record